Molecule: messenger RNA, 918 nt
Organism: Ascochyta rabiei
Lineage: Eukaryota; Fungi; Ascomycota; Dothideomycetes; Pleosporales; Didymellaceae
Exons: 2
Coding region: 1-918 (305 amino acids)
Source: RefSeq, a predicted model, not a curated record
AUGUCACCCUCCAAGCCGACCAUCGUUCUCGUCCCCGGCUCCUUCUCCGCUUCCGGCGCAUACGACCCUUUCGUCGCGCACCUCCGCGCACAGGACUUCACCGCGCUCGCCAUCCAGCUCCCGUCGACGCAGAAACGCGAGCCUGUGGCUCCAGCGACGCUGCAGGACGACGCUGCGCACGUGAGGGGUGUGGUUGAGCGCCUCGUUGCCGAGCGCGACGGAACCGAGGUCGUUGUCGUGGCGCACAGCUACGGGGGAAGUGUUGUUACCGAGGCGCUGUCUGGAUUGGGUGUUGGAGCCGGGGCCGGAGCCGGGGCUGAGAAGGAGAAGGAGAAGGAGAAGGAGAAGGAGAAGGAGAAGGAGAAGGAGAAGGAGAAGGAAAAGGAGAAGGAAAAGGAGAAGGAAAAGGAGAAGGAGAAGGAGAAGGAGAAGGAAAAGGAGAAGGAAAAGGAGAAGAAAAAGGAGAAGAAGGGAGGGGUUAGGCGGUUGAUUUUCCUGAGCGCCACGGCGCCAAAGGUGGGCGAGACGCAGAUCACUGCUAUGCGGCUGGAGGAUGGGUUCCUUCCAGCCGAAGCCGGAGGAUAUAUGCACAUGGAUCCCGUCAUCAUGGCUUCCUUUGUGUGCAACGAUCUCCCCUACGCUCAGGCCUACGAACACGCACUUCAGCUUCCUCACCACUCUGCUGUCUCGUUCCAGAGCGAGGUCACGCAGGCUAGCUACAAGGAUAUCCCUGUCACCUAUAUCUUCUGCGAGAAGGACAUGGUGAUUAGUCCGGAGAGUCAGCAAAGGUUCAUCGACACGAUUGAGGAGGUCAGUGGGAGCAAGGUCGACGUGAAGAGGAUGAACGCAGGACAUUGCCCGAACUGGAGUAAGCCGGAGGAGCUGGCGGGAUUGAUCGUUGAAGCCACACAGAUGUAG